Leguminivora glycinivorella is the source of this 998-nucleotide messenger RNA. Its product is annotated as CLIP domain-containing serine protease B15-like. Gene Ontology annotation, molecular function: serine-type endopeptidase activity. The record is from RefSeq and is a predicted model, not a curated record. Lineage: Eukaryota; Metazoa; Arthropoda; Insecta; Lepidoptera; Tortricidae. The transcript has 4 exons. Gene Ontology annotation, biological process: proteolysis. Bases 170 to 979 code for a protein of 269 amino acids.
UUCAAGAAGUCUCCGUCAGUGAAUGCGAAACUAUUAGACAACUGUUUUAUAAAAUUAUAAGUUCCGUAUUCCUAAAUGGAAAUCUCGGAUUUUCUAAAUACAAUUUUGCAAAUUUCUUCCGCUAGCAGUUUUACAUCGAAAUAAAAAUUAAUAUAAUAUUUCCGGUAAAAUGUACUUUAAAAUCUCCCUGCUCCUACUUCUUCUGUCUAUAUCAUCGUCGAAAUCCAAGAUGGAAGCUUUCAUAGUGGGUGGGAAAGAAGUGGACAUAGGAGCUUGGCCUUUUAUUGCGUUUAUUGAAUCGUCACACAUAAAGUUUCAUAUGGUGGCCGCGUGUGGCGGGUCUCUUCUUAGUUCGCAGACCGUGUUGACGGCGGCACACUGCUUGGAUGACGUUACGGAUAGUAAGACCGAUAUGAGCUCAUUCCGCUUCAGAAUCUACAUGGGCCACUCGUCCUACCACAGAUCAAAUAUGAUACGCCUGAUGAGACAGUAUGAGACUCCAUCAGAAUAUGACCCUCAUGACGAAGAUGUUAAGGGAGACAUUGGCAUAAUAUUCCUUGCCUCCCCUGUCAAGUUCUCGCCUUCUGUGAAGAAGGUUAUACUGUUUGACCAGAGGUUUAGUUACAACAGGGAUAGGAUUUUGUUAGUGGCUGGGUGGGGAAAGACUGGGCCCAACAUGAUAAGUCCAACCAGUCCCCACCUCAAGAACAUCAGGAUCCAUUCUAUAUCACCCGAGGAGUGCAAGAAGGAAAUACCAUUUAUUGACGUCAGUCUGGUCGUGUGCACUGCAGCCGCUAAUGAAUAUGCUUACAGUGGGGACUCCGGCGGGCCGAUGGUGAAGCGCGGAAGUCGGUACCAACUCGGGGUGGUCUCGUUCCGUCACGAGGACACCGGAAUAACCGUCUUCACCAGCGUACCGGAAUAUUACGACUGGAUUCAAACGACGCAGCUCUACCUUUUCACGAAGAAUUGCAAAUAAACAAAUUACUUGAUUAUAA